Molecule: messenger RNA, 2771 nt
Organism: Cuscuta campestris
Lineage: Eukaryota; Viridiplantae; Streptophyta; Magnoliopsida; Solanales; Convolvulaceae
Source: the annotation of a GenBank genome assembly
CCACUCCCAAGUAGAGAACCAUAAUACCAAAAAAAAAAAGAAAGAAAGAAAAAAAAGAACGAAUCUUUCUUCUGAGGAUGAGGAAUCCAAAUUCGCACCUGAAUCUGGGGUGCACAUUGGAUUUCCUAUCCGUGUUCCUACUGAUUCUUAAUUUGUUGUUUCUAUGCUCGUCAUCUUCACUGUCGUUGCAAGAAUCGGAAGCUAUAGACUCCAUUCUGAGACUCCAGGACAGGAAAAGACCGUCCCCUUCAGUUCAAGAAUCCGCAGCCAAGGGUGUUCUUCAAAGACUGCUUCCCAACCAACUGAGGAAUUUUGAGCUCAAAAUUGUGUCCAAGGACGCUUAUGGUGGGAAAAGCUGCUUUAGAAUAACCAAUUACAAGAGCUUAAGUGGAGAUUCGCCUAAGAUAUUGAUACAAGGAACUACAGCAAUCGAAAUCACAUCAGGCCUCCAUUGGUACCUAAAGUAUUGGUGUGGUGCUCAUAUUUCAUGGGAAAAAACUGGAGGCAUACAGAUAGACUCAGUACCCAAUCCAGGAUUACUACCUUCUGUAGAUAAAGAGGGUGUGAUGAUUCAACGGCCAAUACCAUGGCAUUACUACCAAAAUGUUGUCACCUCAAGCUAUUCGUAUGUAUGGUGGGAUUGGCAGCGUUGGGAGAAAGAAAUCGACUGGAUGGCACUCCAAGGAGUUAACAUGCCUCUUGCAUUUACUGGGCAAGAAGCCAUCUGGCAAAAGGUUUUCUUGCAACAGUUUAAUAUGACCAGACAAGAUUUGAAUGGUUUCUUUGGUGGACCUGCCUUCCUUGCAUGGGCUCGUAUGGGAAAUCUACAUGGAUGGGGUGGGCCUUUAUCACAAAACUGGUUGGAUAAUCAGUUGUCAUUGCAAAAGCUGAUCUUAAAGAGGAUGACUGAGUUGGGCAUGACCCCAGUGCUUCCGUCAUUCUCUGGGAAUGUACCAGCUGCAUUAAAAAGGAUGUUUCCCUCCGCAAAUAUAACUCGACUUGGGGACUGGAAUACAGUGGACGGUGACCCUCGAUGGUGCUGUACGUACCUUUUAGAUCCUUCUGACCCGUUAUUUAUUAACAUUGGUGAGGCAUUCAUUCACCAUCAGUUUAAAGAGUAUGGAGGCAUCACAAAUAUCUACAGCUGUGAUACCUUUAAUGAAAACUCUCCACCUACAAAGGACCCCACAUAUAUCUCUUCUCUUGGUUCAGCUGUCUACAAAGCAAUGUUCAAAGCAGAUAAGGAUGCCGUGUGGUUAAUGCAAGGUUGGCUUUUUUAUUCAGACUCUUCGUUUUGGAAGCCAUCACAGAUGGAGGCACUUCUACAUUCUGUUCCAUUUGGGAAGAUGAUAGUUCUUGAUUUAUUUGCUGAUGUCCACCCAAUAUGGAAAACUUCAUCCCAAUUUUAUGGAACACCUUAUAUAUGGUGUAUGCUGCACAAUUUUGGAGGCAAUAUUGAAAUGUACGGAACACUGGAUUCUGUUGCCUCAGGGCCUAUUGAUGCACGUAUUAGUGCAAAUUCGACAAUGGUUGGAGUUGGGAUGUGCAUGGAAGGCAUAGAACAUAAUCCAGUUGUGUAUGAGCUGAUGCCUGAAAUGGCAUUUAGGAGCCACAAUUUUGAAAUCAAGUCAUGGUUGAAAUCCUAUGCUAGAAGAAGAUAUGGUAAAAGAGUUGAUCAAGUUGAAGAUGCUUGGGAGAUACUUUAUCACACUGUGUACAAUUGCACUGAUGGAAUAGCUGACCACAACAAAGAUUACAUAGUAGAAUUUCCUGACUGGGAUCCAUAUCAAGAUACAACAUCUGAUAUGCUUGGACAUCAUUGUAGAAAAGCAUUUCUGGCGAGAGAUCAGAAGCUAAGAUUCUUUUUCCAAGAAACCAGCUCUUCGUUGCCACGACCACAUUUAUGGUAUUCUACCAACGAUGUCUUGAAGGCAUUGAAACUAUUUAUUGGUGCAGGAACUGAGCUUGCUAGAAGCCGAACUUUCAGAUAUGAUUUGGUAGACUUAACCAGACAGUCGCUAUCCAAGCUUGCAAACCAGGUCUACUUAGACGCAAUAUCUGCUUUCAGAGAGAAAGAUGCCAAAGCCUUGAGUUCUCAUAGCCAGAAGUUCCUGCAACUCAUCAAAGACAUUGACACACUUCUUGCCACCGAUGAAGGUUUUCUGCUUGGAACCUGGCUUGAGAGUGCAAAACGCCAAGCUGUGAAUCCUGACGAGAUGAAACAGUACGAAUGGAAUGCUAGGACACAAGUGACAAUGUGGUUUGAUACUACAGAAAACACCCAAAGCAAGCUCCAUGAUUAUGCUAAUAAGUAUUGGAGUGGGCUUGUGGAGAGCUACUAUCUGCCACGUGCCUCAAUGUAUUUCGGUCAUCUUUCAAAGAGCUUGAAGGAAAAUGUGGAGUUCAAGGUGGUGGAAUGGCGAAAGGAUUGGAUCGCGUUUUCGAACGACUGGCAGAGAGGUUCUGAACUUUACCCAGUGAAGGCUCAAGGUGAUGCUUUAGCCAUUGCCAAUGCACUGUAUCAAAAGUACUUCAGUUGAGGGAUGAAUGGACCCGAGUUGAACUGUGGAACUCCAUAUGGUAAAGAAAGUAUUACUCCGGUAUCAUUUUCGCUAUGACUGUUUGGAGCUUUGAGAUCAUAAUUUGUCUCUUUUAAAAUAAAUUUCAAACAUUGUUACGUUUUUUAAAUUAUUUCUUUGUUGUUUUCGACAAGGGUCCGUUUGGUUGGGUGAAAAUUAUUUUUUUGGGAAAAAUAAUUUUUAAGGAAAAUU